AAUUCAUAGAGGAAAGAGGCGCGGGAGCGCGCGGCGGCCGUCACCGGCGAUGAGUUGCGGCGCUUGGUGCCGGUAACGGGUAACGCGGCGGGGCUGCGGCCGGUGGGCACGGAUGAGCUGCGCCCCCGCCAGCGCCGACGCCUGACCCUGCCACCAUGCUCGUCAAGGAGUACCGCAUCUGCAUGCCGCUCACCACCGAGGAGUACCGCGUAGGGCAGCUGUACACCAUCAGCAAGCACAGCCACCAGGAGAGCGAGAAGGGCGAGGGCGUGGAGGUGGUGAAGAACGAGCCCCACGAGGACCCCGUCCACGGCCCCGGCCAGUUCACCGAGAAGCGCGUCCACCUCUCCAGCAAGCUGCCGAGCUGGGCCCGGGCGGUGACCCCCCGCAUCUUCUACAUCACGGAGAAGGCCUGGAACUACUACCCCUACACCAUCACGGAGUACACGUGCUCCUUCCUGCCCAAGUUCUCCAUCUACAUCGAGACCAAAUACGAGGACAACUGCGGGGACAGCGAGAACAUCUUCCGCAGCGAUAAAAUCCUGGGCGACCACGAGGUCUCGUUCCUGGACAUCGCCUUCGACGAGAUCCCCGAGCGCUACUACCGCAGCCUGGAGGACCCCCGGUUCUUCAGCUCGGCCAAGACGGGCCGGGGGCCGCUGCGGGAGGGCUGGCGCCAGCACACCAAGCCCAUCAUGUGCUCCUACAAGCUGGUGACCGUCAAGUUCGAGGUGUGGGGGCUGCAGACGCGCGUGGAGCAGUUCGUGCACAAGGUGAUCCGGGACAUCCUGCUGAUCGGGCACCGGCAAGCCUUCACCUGGGUGGACGAGUGGUGCGGCAUGACGAUGGAGGAGGUGCGGCGGUACGAGCGGGAGACGCAGGAGGCCACCAACGAGAUCAUCGGCAUGGUGGCCCCCACCAUUUCGGUCAGCGAGGUGGGGCAGCCCACGGCCACGCACUCGGCCCCCGCCAGCGCCCCUUCCACUCCCCUCAGCGACGAAGCCCCCGACUUCCUCGCCCCCCCCAAGGCUCGGCCCCGCAAGAAGUCGGCGCCGGAGACCCUGACGCUGCCUGCGCUGCGGGAACGCGCCAGUGCCGAGUGAGGCCGCGCCGUGACACCUGCCCGGUCGGACUGUCCUCUCCUCCGUGCCAGCCCUGCCACCCGCCUCGUCCCCUCCGACGGAUGCCGACCCCGAGGGGGGAACCCGCCGUCAGGGCGCAGGGGAGCCCCGUGGGGGUGCCGGCGACCCUGAGCCGCUGCGGGUGCCCGUGUGGGACGUUGCCACCAUCGCCACGCUGGACCUGCUGUCUCACAGGGAGGGGACGCCCCGCUCCUCCUCCCAGGCAGCAUCGGGCCACGGCAGCAUCCCAGCCCCUUUGGUCCAGCCGUGGCCGGGCUGGGCGCGUGGCCGUGCCGGGCUGGGUACCGCCGCACUCGGGGAGCGAUGCUCGAGCACCACCCUGCAAGGUAGGCACCGGGCACAGGCGGGUGGGUGUGGGAGUGACAGUGACAGCCCAGUGCCACCUCCUGGGGCUCCCUGUGGGAUGCCAGGGGCCACGUCGCCCCACGCACUCCAGGUCUCGCAGUUGGAGGCCGUGCCAGUGCGAGGGGUGCGGGGGCAGGCUCAGACCUGUAUUUUCUUUGGGAAAACAAGGUCCUUUUCAGAAAUAAAGCUGGAGACGUGG
Molecule: messenger RNA, 1686 nt
Organism: Cygnus olor (mute swan)
Lineage: Eukaryota; Metazoa; Chordata; Aves; Anseriformes; Anatidae
Product: cytoplasmic phosphatidylinositol transfer protein 1-like
Exons: 10
Coding region: 156-1103 (315 amino acids)
Biological process (GO): phospholipid transport
Cellular component (GO): cytoplasm
Molecular function (GO): phosphatidylinositol binding; phosphatidylinositol transfer activity
Source: RefSeq, a predicted model, not a curated record